Messenger RNA from Mus pahari (shrew mouse), 5517 nucleotides. RefSeq names its product formin like 2 (gene Fmnl2). Gene Ontology annotation, biological process: regulation of cell shape; cell migration; cortical actin cytoskeleton organization. The record is from RefSeq and is a predicted model, not a curated record. Gene Ontology annotation, cellular component: cytosol. The transcript has 27 exons. NCBI's taxonomy places the organism in Eukaryota, Metazoa, Chordata, Mammalia, Rodentia, Muridae. Gene Ontology annotation, molecular function: small GTPase binding; actin filament binding. Bases 355 to 3606 code for a protein of 1083 amino acids.
GGCCGGGACUAAGGUGUCAGCGCCGCUGCGGCCGGGGCGAGAGGCGGACGAGCCGGAGCGCGCAAGCGGCCGCGGGCGCCGGCGGGGCCGGCGGGAGCACCAUGCGGAUCGGCGCCCAGCGCCCUGCAGACCCCUCGCGAGGCAGAGAGGCCGGGGCGGCGCCGGGGCGGCGGGGAGCAUGAGGGCGGCCGGGGACCGGCUGGGUUCGGAGCUCUGUUAGGGAGCGGCGGUGUGCGCUGAGAUCUAACCGGGACGCGGCGGAGGGCGGGAGCCGAACGCCCGGGCUGUGGGCAAUUUGGACGCGGACGCAAGGGGCCCGGAGCCAGCCGGGGCUCCGGCACGCAGCCGAUCGACAUGGGCAACGCGGGGAGCAUGGACUCGCAGCAGACCGAUUUCAAGGCGCACAACGUGCCACUGAAGCUGCCGAUGCCCGAGCCAGGUGAACUGGAGGAGCGCUUUGCCAUCGUGCUGAAUGCUAUGAACCUACCUCCUGACAAAGCCAGGCUACUGCGGCAGUACGACAAUGAGAAGAAAUGGGAGUUGAUCUGUGAUCAGGAGCGUUUCCAGGUGAAGAACCCUCCCCAUACAUACAUACAGAAGCUCAAAGGCUACCUGGACCCGGCUGUAACCAGGAAGAAAUUCAGAAGGCGUGUUCAAGAAUCUACACAAGUGCUAAGAGAACUGGAAAUUUCAUUAAGAACCAACCACAUUGGAUGGGUCAGAGAGUUUUUGAAUGAAGAAAACAAAGGCCUUGACAUUCUUGUGGAGUAUUUGUCUUUUGCACAGUAUGCAGUCACUUUUGACUUUGAAAGUGUGGAAAGUACCGUGGAGAGUACGGUGGACAAAUCAAGGCCCUGGAGCAGGUCCAUCGAGGACCUGCACAGAGGGAACAACCUGCCCUCACCCGUGGGCAACAGUGUGUCCCGCUCUGGAAGACAUUCUGCACUUCGAUAUAAUACUCUGCCAAGCAGAAGAACCCUGAAAAAUUCAAGAUUAGUGAGUAAGAAGGAUGAUGUUCACGUUUGUAUCAUGUGUUUACGGGCCAUCAUGAAUUACCAGUAUGGCUUCAACAUGGUCAUGUCUCACCUACACGCCGUCAAUGAGAUUGCACUAAGUCUGAACAACAAGAAUCCCAGAACAAAAGCUCUUGUCUUGGAGCUGUUGGCAGCCGUUUGUCUUGUCAGAGGCGGGCAUGAAAUAAUUUUAUCAGCUUUUGAUAACUUCAAGGAGGUCUGCGGAGAAAAACAGCGUUUUGAGAAGCUGAUGGAACAUUUCAGGAAUGAAGAUAAUAACAUAGAUUUUAUGGUGGCCUCUAUGCAGUUUAUUAAUAUUGUAGUCCAUUCAGUAGAAGACAUGAACUUCAGAGUUCAUCUCCAAUAUGAAUUCACCAAAUUAGGCCUGGAUGAAUACUUGGAUAAGCUGAAACACACAGAGAGUGACAAGCUGCAAGUACAGAUUCAGGCUUACCUGGACAACGUGUUCGAUGUGGGCGCUCUGUUGGAAGACGCAGAAACCAAGAAUGCUGCCUUGGAGCGGGUGGAGGAACUGGAAGAAAAUAUCUCUCAUUUGUCUGAAAAGCUGCAGGACACGGAGAACGAAGCCAUGUCCAAGAUCGUGGAACUGGAAAAGCAACUUAUGCAGAGGAAUAAGGAACUGGAUGUCGUCCGGGAAAUCUACAAAGAUGCAAAUACGCAAGUUCACACGUUAAGAAAAAUGGUCAAAGAAAAGGAAGAAGCCAUUCAAAGACAGUCUACCCUGGAAAAAAAGAUUCACGAACUGGAGAAACAAGGGACCAUUAAAAUUCAGAAGAAAGGGGAUGGGGACAUUGCUAUACUGCCAGUCAUGGCCUCUGGCACGUUGUCCACGGGGUCAGAACUAGCAGUCGGUAACUAUGUGGGAUCAAUUCCAGGGGCCACCACCUCAGGACCCUCAGUCCCUCCUCCCCCACCACUACCUCCGUCAUCAGACACACCUGAAGCAGCACAAAAUGGACCGGCAUCACCACCUAUGUCCCCACCUCCUCCCCCACCACCUCCACCUCCUCCGCCUCCCCCUCCACCUCCUCCACUCCCAGGCCCUGCAGCUGAGACUGCGCCAGCUCCUCCUCUGCCACCGCCCCCACCUCCCUCUGCACCCCCUCUACCUGGGACUUCUUCACCUACAGUGGUUUUCAACUCAGGAUUAGCAGCUGUGAAAAUUAAGAAGCCAAUCAAGACAAAGUUCCGAAUGCCAGUGUUCAACUGGGUUGCCCUGAAGCCCAAUCAGAUCAACGGCACAGUCUUCAAUGAAAUUGAUGAUGAGCGGAUCCUAGAGGACUUAAAUGUGGACGAAUUCGAAGAAAUCUUCAAGACAAAAGCUCAAGGUCCUGCCAUUGAUCUUUCUUCAAGCAAGCAGAAAAUAACACAGAAGGGAUCGAGUAAAGUGACAUUAUUAGAAGCAAAUCGAGCCAAGAAUCUUGCCAUAACUUUAAGGAAAGCUGGGAAGUCUGCCGAUGAGAUAUGUAAAGCUAUCCAUGGGUUUGACUUGAAGACGCUUCCGGUUGACUUUGUUGAGUGUUUGAUGAGGUUCUUGCCAACUGAGAACGAGGUCAAAGUGCUUCGGCUGUACGAGCGAGAGAGGAAGCCCUUGGAGAACUUGUCAGAUGAGGACCGCUUCAUGAUGCAGUUCAGUAAGAUUGAGCGGCUCCUGCAGAAGAUGACCAUCAUGGCCUUCAUUGGGAACUUCACAGAGAGCAUUCAGAUGCUGACCCCCCAACUUCACGCGAUUAUAGCGGCGUCUGUCUCCAUCAAGUCAUCUCAAAAGCUCAAGAAAAUUCUGGAGAUCAUCUUGGCCCUUGGAAACUAUAUGAAUAGCAGCAAACGAGGAGCAGUCUACGGAUUUAAACUUCAGAGUUUAGAUCUGCUCUUAGAUACAAAGUCGACAGACCGAAAGCAAACGCUGUUGCACUAUAUAUCAAAUGUGGUAAAAGAAAAAUAUCAACAAGUUACUCUGUUUUAUAAUGAGCUCCAUUAUGUGGAAAAAGCUGCUGCAGUGUCCCUGGAAAACGUUCUGCUGGAUGUGAAGGAGCUGCAGAGGGGAAUGGAUUUAACCAAGCGAGAGUAUACCAUGCAUGACCACAACACACUGCUGAAAGAGUUCAUCCUUCACAACGAGGGCAAGCUGAAGAAACUGCAGGAUGAUGCUAAGAUUGCUCAGGAUGCCUUUGAUGAUGUGGUGAAGUAUUUUGGUGAAAAUCCAAAGACAACUCCACCCUCGGUGUUCUUCCCUGUCUUUGUUCGAUUUGUGAAAGCCUACAAGCAAGCAGAAGAGGAAAAUGAGCUGAGGAAAAAGCAGGAGCAAGCUCUUAUGGAAAAACUGCUAGAGCAAGAAGCUUUGAUGGAACAGCAGGGUGCAAAGUCUCCUUCCCAUAAAUCAAAGAGGCAGCAGCAAGAGUUAAUUGCGGAAUUAAGAAGGCGACAAGUUAAAGAUAACAGACAUGUGUACGAGGGAAAAGAUGGCGCCAUUGAAGACAUUAUCACAGCCUUAAAGAAGAAUAAUAUCACUAAAUUUCCAAAUGUUCACUCGAGGAUCUUAGAAACCAACCCUACAGACGAGCCGAUGCGGUGAGACGAAGUGUGAGACGGCGCUUCGACGAUCAGAACCUGCGUUCUGUUAAUGGUGCCGAAAUAACAAUGUGACUGGAGACCACCUUCAUGAGAGGGUGUCCAAGAAACUGCCAUUCCAGCCUUCACUACAGAUGAAAUACUCUCAAGGGCUCAGAUUUAGCAAACACAUAGGAAUUUAAAAAUGAUGGGUUCUCCUUUUAACCCCUGUUAACAAGUGCCUAAAAUUGGAAGUAACUUGCUCAGAUUAAUCAAAGCAAUAGGAUUUGACUUAAAAUCUUUUUACAUCAGUAUGUUACUCAGUUUUUUAACCAAAAUGUAAAUUUCAUAUUAAAUUCAUUAUUUGCCAUUGUGAUUGUCCUUAUGGCCCACCCUGAUUUCCUGGUAAUCUGUAAAUAACAGAUGUGUAUGCUAUGGGUAUCCUUUGCUGAGAGGUCUUCUAAGAAACUGUGUGUGUGAGCCAUAUUCACCAGCUCCUAACAAGGGACUGGAAACAGGAAUGGAAGCUGACAUAAAAUUACAUCCUUCUGUCAUUAAGUUUCAGCAAAAUACAAGCAGGAUGCAACUACACUGCCACUCCAAGUCAUUCAAUUCCAUCCUAUUUCAUGUUGUUUCUGUGCAAGGCUGCCAUGCACAAAGGCAUUCACUUGUAUGACUUCAAGAUGGCAUAAAACAUUGAAGAAGACUUAUUUGCAGAACUGUGUUAAGCUAGAGGCAGCUUUUAAUAAUGCAAAGGUUUAUUAAUUAGCACUAAAAUUAAUGUCUCAGUAUUCUGAUUUUUGAGGACCAUUAUGGGUGAAUCUUUAAAAUAGAAAUUGGUGCCUUGUUAGUCAGGGAGAUUCUUACCACAGCCUCUAUCAGGAAGCAUUCAAAAAUUACACGUGUCAGUGUGAUGUUGGGAACCUGGCCUUACUCUCUUCUGACAAUCGAAGGGUCCUUUUCUUUUUCUUUUGUAAAUUAUACUGAUACAGUUAACAUUAUCAGGGCUGAAUUGCUUUGUGCAUUUCUUAAGGGAAAUUCCCAUUAAAUUAACAUUGAGAUUAAGUUUAAAUUAUAUGUGAUAGGGUUAAAUGGUUGAUUAAGUUGCUUACCUUUACUUCCUCACUGACAAGGCAUUUCAAUCUUUCCCAAAGUCAAAGACUGGACUGAAGCUAAAUUUGUACUUUUCAUAAUAUAUAUUCUGCUUCUGGCUUACCUUGUUGGUACAUCAGUAUAUUGAUUGUAAAAAUGAUUGUAUAGUAUUUAACCACCAAAUCUGUGUUCAUGCGAACCCCUUGGUGAAGGCCCCCUUUUCAUGGAUGUGUAGUUAUAUGAUCUUUAAAAUGUACAGAUAUUUUGCUAUAAGAUUGGUGCAGUUUUUUAUGGUUUUUACACUUCUCUUUAAUUCCUACCUAAGCCUCUAGGUAAUACUGUAAAUAUUGUUUUAAAAUGCAUCAGCCUAUGCUACACAAUCUGAAUGUUACUUUAACUUAUAGUUUGUUUUCGGAAAUAUAUAUAUAUUUAACUACAAGGACAGUUUAAAAGUCAGUUACCACAUUUCACAGUAGUAUGCCUAUUUACAGAUCCCUUUUAAACUGCCACUUGCUGUCACAUUCAUAAAUGUGUAGUUUAAAAAGAACAUGCCAAGGUUGUUGUCUUGUUAAUAUUCAUCUUGGUGAGUAUAUUAAUUUGAUCAUGAUAUCAGACAAAUAUGUGGAUCUUCUUCACACAAAUCAGCUGUUUUCCAAAGGUGUGCAUUUGCUUAAAGCAAACUGCCUAUUUCCCAGUGUACAAAUGGACAAUAAUGUUGGCAUAUUCUUCUGUCUGUCUAUUAAUGGCCCUGCUUCCUAGCAAUAUUAGAAAUGUUUUAUAAAAGCAAUUCAUGUUACUUUUCUGGUCUUUUCAUGCCACUCGAGCAAAUAAACUAUUUACACUA